AGAUGUAUUCAGUAUUCAUUAUACUGUUAUUAUCUUUAUAAUUCUUUACAUGUAAAGAAUUAUAUAUUAUUGUGCAAGCUUCUCGCGAUUAGUCUCAAUACAGAUUAUCUUAGGAUGGAAUCAGUAAGAGCUGUGUUUAGGGGAGACGAUGAUGAGUCUCUUUUGGAUGGGGUCGAUAACUACUGUAACUUAAGCUGGGAAAACAGAUUGUACGCUUUUGGAGCUUGCUUUGUUAUUGGCAUCUUCUUAUCCGUCUUCGGUUCUAUUGAAGUAUGGUUGGGGAAAUACACCGCCUUUGCCCUGCUUUAUUCUCUUGGAACACUAGUAGCACUUGCUGGAACGUGUUUCUUACGUGGUCCGGUAUCCCAAAUAAAGAAGAUGUUUGAUAAAGAUAGGCUGAUAGCCUCGUGUGUUCUGAUUGCUUCUAUAAUCCUGACUAUCGUGUGCGGAUGUGUUCUAAAGAUAGGAAUUCUCGCUAUAAUGUGCUGCAUAGUACAGUUCAUGGCUUUUACAUGGUACACGUUAUCCUACAUUCCUUACGCGAGGAACGCUGUAAAAUCCUGCUUCUCAGGCUGCACUGGAAUGGAAUGUCCUUGUUAGACACUGUUAUAUAGCAGUUGCUAUGGUAACCUGAACAUGUAGCAGUUGCUAUGGUAACCAGAACAUGUAGCAGUUGCUAUGGUAACCAGAACAUGUAGCAGUUGCUAUGGUAACCAGAACAUGUAGCAGUUGCUAUGGUAACCAGAACAUGUAGCACAGUUGCUAUGGUAACCAGAACAUGUAGCAGUUGCUAUGGUAACCAGGACAUAUAACAUUUGCUAUGGUAACCAGAACAUGUAACAGUUGCUAUGGUAACCAGAACAUGUAGCAGUUGCUAUGGUAACCAGAACAUGUAGCAGUUGCUAUGGUAACCAUAACAUGUAGCAGUUGCUAUGGUAACCAUAACAUGUAGCAGUUGCUAUGGUAACCAGAACAUGUAGCAGUUGCUAUGGUAACCAGAACAUGUAGCAGUUGCUAGGUAACCAGAACAUGUAGCAGUUGCUAUGGUAACCAGAACAUGUAGCAGUUUGCUAUGGUAACCAGAACAUGUAACAGGUUGCUAUGGUUACCAGAACAUGUAGCAGUUGCUAUGGAAACCAGAACAUGUAGCAGUUGUUAUGGUAACCAGAACAUGUAGCAGUUGCUAUGGUAACUAGAACAUGUAGCAGUUGCUAUGUUGCAAAUCAUAGCAAUGAUAUAGUUAUGUAUAAUAGUAUGUCAGUUAUGUUCACUGGAAAUUUGAGUGUAAUCACUGAUAUGAGUAGUUGAUUUCACUAGUUUAACAAAUAAUAAUACUAUUAACAAGGGUGAUAAUCACCGAUCUGUUACUCUAGUUACAAUGUUAUAUGUCACACUUUCUGUUACAAAUUUACAGUGUGUGUUUAAAUUACAUGUCAAAAUAUUAUGUGUUGACUAAGAGAUGAUUAAGUAAUACUGUAACUGUGUAAGGAUACCUAAACCUCUAUUAAAUUAUUCAGAAGUUAUAAAAGUUAUUCAGUAUACAUUUCGAGUUGGUGAUUCUAAUUUUUCUCUUAUUUCACAAGGACUGGUUUAUUUUUUAAAGGGCAUGUGUUUAUACAUAUGAUAACAUAAUACGGAAGCAUAUGUUUCUAUUCGAUAUUUUUAUUUCCAAAUGUCUUGUCUUUCCUCAAGAUGGUCAUGGGUGUAGGAAGCGGGUGAAAGGAGUGACAAUCCUCCUUAAAAUUUUAGAGGGGGGAAUAUCUACCCCCCCCCCAGCCCCCCUUGAUUCGACAUUGAUUUCCAAUUUAAGUUAAAACGGUUGUUCAAAAACCAACUUGUGUCUGCUGGUUUAAAACUGCCGGUAGUCACCCUUUUGGAAAUAAAUUUGUUUCCUCAAUGCUGGAAUUAUUCUUAAAAAAUUUA
This is a messenger RNA of Bolinopsis microptera, 1923 nucleotides long. Its product is annotated as vesicle transport protein SFT2B-like. The record is from RefSeq and is a predicted model, not a curated record. The transcript is spliced from 7 exons. The coding region runs from base 115 to 600 and encodes 161 amino acids. NCBI's taxonomy places the organism in Eukaryota, Metazoa, Ctenophora, Tentaculata, Lobata, Bolinopsidae. Gene Ontology annotation, cellular component: membrane. Gene Ontology annotation, biological process: vesicle-mediated transport.